Oncorhynchus kisutch (coho salmon) is the source of this 2411-nucleotide messenger RNA. It is a transcript of the gene cops4, whose product is annotated as COP9 constitutive photomorphogenic homolog subunit 4 (Arabidopsis). Gene Ontology annotation, cellular component: cytosol; COP9 signalosome. The coding region runs from base 537 to 1802 and encodes 421 amino acids. The record is from RefSeq and is a predicted model, not a curated record. The transcript is spliced from 10 exons. Lineage: Eukaryota; Metazoa; Chordata; Actinopteri; Salmoniformes; Salmonidae.
AUGCUUCCAUUCCACCGUACAGAUCUGCGAACAUCGAAGGGUUAGGGCCAGGGUAGAGAUAGAACAAAUAUGGAACAAAUAUCAACAUACCAAUAUUAAGAAUAUUUAAUUUUGGCUCCACUUCGGAUGUGUUGGAAUUGGUGCUGAUGCUAACUAAUAUCCACGAAGAACAACUUAUUGAUAGUAAGUCGAAACUCGACUGAUCAUACAAUAUCAUUUUCAUUUAGGUUAAUCCAGUUCCAGUAUAUACGUGCAUUUGGUCUCAAUACCAUAAUAUCAAAAAUAUUUAUUUGGAAAACAGGCGUGAAAAAUGAUCUAAAGCUAGUAGAAUUUUUGUUAGAAUUGUAACUGUUCCAUACAGAUAAAACAAUGUAUCAUAUUAUCAGUAAAGUCUAAAAAGCAAACUAAUACCAGAUUAGAAAACAAAACGAGAGCUGUACAGGUCGGUUGCCAGUCUUGAAGGACCUUCCUGCCGGUAAAGUGGACAUACACUCUUGUCAGCUGAGAAUUCUCCUUGUUGACACUUCGUCGGAGAAAUGGCGGCUGGAGUGAGACAGGAGCUUGCACAGCUUAUGAAUUCAAGCGGAUCCCACAAAGAUCUCGCUGGAAAAUAUCGACAGAUUCUGGAGAAGGCCAUCCAAUUCACAGAUGCCGAACAAUUGGAAUCAUUAAAAGCAUUCGUCGAAGCAAUGGUCAAUGAGAACGUCAGCUUAGUGAUCUCUAGACAGCUGCUGACAGACUUCUGCACAAACAUCCCCAGUCUUCCUGACAGCACAGCCAAGGCAGUCUACCACUUCACACUAGAGAAGAUACAGCCCAGGGUCAUCUCUUUUGAAGAACAGGUGGCCUCCAUCAGACAGCACUUAGCCACCAUCUAUGAGAAGGAGGAGGACUGGAGAAACGCUGCUCAGGUUCUAGUGGGCAUUCCUCUGGAAACAGGACAGAAGCAGUACAACGUAGACUAUAAGUUGGACACGUACCUGAAGAUCGCCCGUCUGUACCUGGAGGAUGACGACCCUGUCCAGGCCGAGGCCUACAUCAACAGGGCCUCUCUGCUCCAGAACGAGUCCACCAAUGAACAGCUACAGGUCCACUACAAAGUGUGCUACGCCAGAGUGCUGGACUACAGGAGGAAGUUUAUCGAGGCGGCGCAGCGGUACAACGAACUCUCCUACAAGUCCAUCGUCCACGAGACCGAGCGUCUGGAAGCCCUCAAGCACGCUCUCCACUGCACCAUCCUGGCAUCAGCGGGCCAGCAGCGCUCCCGUAUGUUAGCCACCCUGUUUAAAGACGAGCGCUGUCAGCAGCUGGCGGCCUACGGCAUCCUAGAGAAGAUGUACCUGGACCGGAUCAUCAGGGGGAGCCAGCUGCAGGAGUUUGCAGCCAUGCUCAUGCCCCACCAGAAGGCCACCAUGGCAGACGGCUCCAGCAUAUUGGACAGAGCUGUUAUUGAACACAACCUGCUGUCUGCUAGCAAACUGUACAACAACAUCACGUUUGAAGAGCUAGGAGCGCUUUUGGAGAUCCCUCCCGCUAAGGACGAUUGUCCCGAUGGUGAGGUCCCUGGUUACAGAUGCAAUCUGGCUGAGAAGAUCGCCUCCCAGAUGAUCACUGAGGGACGCAUGAACGGCUUCAUCGACCAGAUCGAUGGAAUCGUCCACUUUGAGACACGGGAGCCCCUGCCCACCUGGGACAAGCAGAUCCAGUCUCUGUGUUUCCAGGUGAACAACCUGCUGGAGAAGAUCACUGCGGCUGCUCCUGAGUGGACAGCCCAGGCCAUAGAGGCUCAGAUGACCCAGUAGACUGACUGACACCCCCUGGCAUGGAACACAUCACCCACACCGGGGCACCCCAUCUCCCUAUUCCCUAUGGAGGGUGCCAUUUUGGACAAAGCCCCCAAUUGCUUCCCCUAGAGGUUUUGGCUGGGUGGCUGGGCAAAGGUAUGCAAGAUCGUACAUCGCCGUACUCUACUGUGGACUGCAAACUCCAAAUUGUUCAGUUGAAGCCAGAUCCAGAUGUUUUUUUGGCAUGGGCUGAUAGAGCUUCGCCGAGUGUCCCGUCUCUCUCCCUGGAGACAAGUUCCAAUCUGGUGGUGGUUCUCCAGCAUGUUUCUCUACUGUUGAUUAUGCUUGGAGGUUACCAUUCAUCUUUCUAGGACUAAUUAAUGGAUGCUUGUAUCCAUUGGCUCAUCAAGUUACCAGUUGUUGCCAUCUCGUGUAUACUGGUGUCCCACAGUGAAGGUGUUUGUUAUUCAGGUUGAAAUGUGAAAGACACACGGGCAAAUUCCUACUGACACUCUUUAUUUGUUGCUGUGUGCUCUUGUGCAAGGAUCUUGUUACAUUCUGUUUGGAGACAUCUUGUUAGCCCUGGGUGCAACAUCAACAAAGAGAUGAAUAAAAGUUGGAAAAAAA